Lizanozyma spartinae is the source of this 1164-nucleotide messenger RNA. RefSeq lists its product as uncharacterized. Lineage: Eukaryota; Fungi; Ascomycota; Pichiomycetes; Serinales; Debaryomycetaceae. The record is from RefSeq and is a predicted model, not a curated record. The coding region runs from base 1 to 1164 and encodes 387 amino acids. The transcript has a single exon.
AUGCUUAAACGGACUUGGAUUCCAUUAGCUCGGAGAUUCCACGUGGGUAGAAUAAUACAGAAUAAUUAUGCAUACAUCUCCGACUUCCCCACUCUUUCAUCAAAGAUAGACUCAACCAUCAAUACCACCGAAAAGGUACCAACAGAUGCAGUUGUUGAGGCCGUAAGAGCAUGUGGAAACCUUAUAGCCUCAGUUCACGAGUACGACAAGUUCUGGGAGAACCCUAUCAAUGUCUCUAUACAAAACAAGGUAUUGGAACUUCUUUCUAAGGACACAGUUGAAUUUGAUAAGGAACUAUUGGUGAGAUUAAUGUUACUAAAGCUUCCCACCAAAUUGAACAUUCUUAUAGUGUCUGAGUUCUACAAGAGAAACCCUACAGCUUUCAUUGACCGAUCCAUUGCAUUGAUUCCAUUCCGUCAAUCGCUUUACAACGGUGAUUUACAGAAUGCUCUCAAGUUGACUGAUAUGACUGUUGGUCACCCUAAUUAUGUGGAUCACAGAGCUAAAGAGUUUAGAUCUGGUGUUAUCAGAUUAGUAUGUAGUGCAGCGGGGAUUUCAUUAAUGUCUAAAUUUGGAGUGGAAUAUCUUAUUGAAUUUGAUAUAUUACCUGAAGCCUGGAGACAUUUAUCGGGUAUAAGUCUGAUGUUAGUCACUUACCUUGUGAACUCAUCCUUUUUUGUUAGUAUGGUUAAAUUUGGUAGACAAGUUGUUCUGUCUGGUGGAGACUAUUUGACAUGGCAAAGAGGAACCUUUUAUACUCAUUGGUACACUCAUGGAGACGAGAUGCUUUUCUGUUCUAAGAUUGUUGAUGCAGACAUUAAUAUAAAUGGUGGAGGGAUUUCGGGGAAUGAACCAACCCCAGGCUUAAUAGAAGAGUUGUGUCGUGUUGAUCCAUUUUUCCAAGGCCAUACAUUAAAGCCAGGCUAUACAAGAGACGGGAAGAAAAUUAGACUUUUGGAAGCAAGAGAUAACAUGGAGGAAAUUAAAAUGCAAGCUUAUUGGAUGACUGGCGGUGAUGGCUUUGAGUGGGUUGAACCAGAUCAAGAUCCUGCUACUUUGAUUUGGAAAAAUCAUUUGAAUAAGUUUGACAAGCCUUACUUAAAAGAUGAUCAUGAUACUGUCAAGAGUUUGAAAUGGGCUGAUGAUUUAGUGAAAGAUAAUUAA